Fusarium coffeatum is the source of this 318-nucleotide messenger RNA. RefSeq lists its product as uncharacterized. The transcript is spliced from 4 exons. Bases 1 to 318 code for a protein of 105 amino acids. NCBI's taxonomy places the organism in Eukaryota, Fungi, Ascomycota, Sordariomycetes, Hypocreales, Nectriaceae. The record is from RefSeq and is a predicted model, not a curated record.
AUGAGUGAUGAGCAAGUCAACAGCAAGGAGCCCAUCUUGGAAGAGGGCAAGUUCGAAGAUGCCACUGUUAGUGGAAACACCAUUUAUAUUCGCUGGGAUGUCAAGGGUGGCGGUGAUCGUGAUCACUAUCCCGGUUUUGACACCUGGGAGCCUUUGGAAGGCACUCCAAACAUUCAGGGUCUGACUGUCCGCUCCGCCGUCAACGUCUGGAUCUAUCUUAACAAUGAUAGUACCGACAACAGAUUCUCCGGCCCAACUGAAGGCAAAAAGAAGAUCGACGCUCGACGUACCUCUAAGUACAAGGUUGUGCAACGUUGA